Messenger RNA from Sphenostylis stenocarpa, 708 nucleotides. NCBI's taxonomy places the organism in Eukaryota, Viridiplantae, Streptophyta, Magnoliopsida, Fabales, Fabaceae. The record is from the annotation of a GenBank genome assembly.
AUGAAGAUAAAGUUAAAGUGGAUAAAGAGGGAAAUGAAGUCACUAGAACCUCUGACAAAGGAUUAUGAUCAACUUGUGGAGAAAGGAGACAAAGUAGAAUCUCUCGCACGUCGUUUCUGGGAUUCCGAAGAUCUAUCUGGAAUUCAUUUGCAGCUAAGUGAAACUGAGCAUGAAUGGUUAAAAUCAACAAGAAAAUUAAUUGAAGCAAAAGAAUGUGUUACCAACUACUAUAAACAUAGCCGAGGAUUGGUUCGUGGCUGUACUACGGCUAUCAUGAGAUUGUUACCCAUCAUAGAUGUUAUCUUUCAAAUCAAUAGCGUCAAAAGUAAGAUGAUAGAUCAUAUUCAAAACAAAGAUGAAAAUGCCAAGGACAUUCAUAAAUCCAUGGGUAGGUCAAGAUCACAGAUUAGAAGUCUGUUGGAUCAAUAUACAAUAGAGGAGGCCCACAAAUCUGUAGCAUCCCAAAACCAAAAACAGAAAAAGCCUUCCACAAGUAUUGAUGAAUUGAUGAAGAUGGGAAAGGAACUAUUUUUUGGCACGGAAGAAAGAUGGUCCAUAUAUCUGCUGCUUUCAAUAAGUACUUUCAUCAAUGACUUGAGUCAGCUUCAGCUAGAAACUCAAACAGAAAAGCUGUGGAAAACAGAAGUAGAAGAAUUAAUUUCAGAGACAGAGCGCUGCAUUAGCAACUUCUCAUGGUGGGUUUCAUAA